Messenger RNA from Rotaria sp. Silwood2, 897 nucleotides. The record is from the annotation of a GenBank genome assembly. Lineage: Eukaryota; Metazoa; Rotifera; Eurotatoria; Philodinida; Philodinidae.
AUGAAAAUUAUUGCAAAAAAACAUUUUACACAUUUUGGUCCACAAGCUCAUAUAUUCAAUCAAAAUAUAAAAACUGAAUGUUCAAUUUUACAAGGAUUAGAUCAUCCAUGUAUAAUUCAUAUACAUGAAGUUAUUGAUACACCUGAAGCACUUUAUAUUAUUCUUGAAUUAGUUGAUGGCGGAGAAUUAUUUGAUCGUAUUGUUGCACAUGGUCAAUUUGAUGAAGCAACAAGUAAAUUUCUUUUUCGACAAAUGUGUAUUGGUGUUAAAUAUUUACAUAGUCGUUCAAUAACACAUCGUGAUUUAAAGCCAGAAAAUAUUCUAUUAACAUCACCAGAUACAAAUGAAGCAUUAAUUAAAAUAACUGAUUUUGGUUUAUCAAGAUUUAUUAAUGAAACAAGUUUAAUGAAAACAUUUUGUGGUACACCGAAUUAUCUUGCUCCAGAAAUUUUAGUAACUCGUGGGGAAGGAAGUUAUACAAAUAAAGUUGAUGUAUGGAGUUUAGGUGUUAUUUUAUAUAUUUGUUUAGUUGGUUAUCCACCAUUUAGUGAAUCGCCUGAUUCUCCUCCAUUAAAUGAACAAAUUCUUAAAGGUCUGUAUACAUUUCCCGAUGAGUUUUGGUCUGAAGUUUCUGCAGCAGCUAAAGAUCUUAUACGUCAAAUGAUGUGUGUUGAUCCGAAUACACGAUUAACAAUUGCUGGUGUACUUCAACAUCCAUGGUUAGCAGAUGAUCAUGACAAUACUGCUCGAGUAGAGAAAAUCAUAUUUUCAGCAUCUCAACCUCUUAAAAGUCUUAAACGUCCUGCAUGUGAUGAAGAUACUGCGAUGGAUCAAGGUGAAACAACAUCGUCAACUGAAAGUAAUUUCAAUGGACGAGCUAAACGAGUUAAAUAUUAA